CUCGUGGCGGGGGUUUGGAACAGCUAGAACUGUGGAAAAUGUCUCAGAGCUCAGGAAAGAUCGUGCUGUACGAGGGCAAGAACUUCACAGGCCGCAAGCUGGAGGUGUGCAGCAGCUGCGACAACUUCCAGGAGCGCGGCCUGGUCAACCGCGUCAACUCCGCGCGAGUGGAGAGCGGUGCCUUCGUGUGCUUCGACCACCCAGACUUCAAGGGCCAGCAGUACGUGUUGGAGCGUGGCGAGUACCCCGAAUUCCAGCGCUGGAGCGCCCACAACGACCACAUGGGCUCCUGCCGUCCAAUCAGAAUGCACGGCGAGCACUACAGGCUGGAGGUGUUUGAGGGCGACAACUUCAGCGGCCAGCACGUGGAGCUGAACCAAGACUGUCCCUUGCUGCAAGCCAAAGGCCUGACAAAGAGCUGCAUCAAGUCCCUCAAGGUGUACGGAGACGGAGCUUGGGUGCUGUACGAGGAGCCCAACUACCGCGGUCGCAUGUACGUGGUGGAGCGAGGAAGUUUCGGCAGCCACACCGAGUGGCAGGCGGACAAUCCCAAGAUCCAAUCUGUUCGCAGGGUCGCCAACUACUUCUAAGAUGGCGCAGAAGCGAUUCUGGAAAGCAGUAAAGGCUGAAGAAACAUCCGAUAACUUGCCGCUUCACUUUUGUACCGCCUUAUUCCAAAGCCGCAAAUAAAGCAAAUGUAUCAUA
Molecule: messenger RNA, 705 nt
Organism: Phyllopteryx taeniolatus (common seadragon)
Lineage: Eukaryota; Metazoa; Chordata; Actinopteri; Syngnathiformes; Syngnathidae
Product: gamma-crystallin N-A-like
Exons: 4
Coding region: 39-590 (183 amino acids)
Biological process (GO): visual perception; lens development in camera-type eye
Molecular function (GO): structural constituent of eye lens
Source: RefSeq, a predicted model, not a curated record